GGGGGGCUAGUGGUUGGCACGAAACACAUGCACAUUCCGCGGUGGAUUAGAGAACACUUCAGCAGCCUUAACAGCUUAGAUAUCAGGAUCUGCAAACUAAGGGAGGAGGAUAUCGCUCUUCUAGGUGAGAUGCCCAACCUCCGGAUUCUCACCUUAAGGUUCGAGGUCGUCCCGAAGGAGCCGGUAGCUAUCAGCAGUGGAGGGUUCCCAAAGCUGGAUUGGCUCAACGUUGACAGCCGCGUGCCACGGGUUGCGUUCCAGCAAGGAGCGAUGCCGGGGCUGACUACACUCAAGUUCUUCUUCCAGUUCUACAGCGGCCCACCGUAUACAGAGCCUCUCGGCAUUAAGCACCUCAGUAACCUCUAUUACAUCUCCUUCCAAUACAACCCGGACUGGUAUCGAGCGGACAGCCCGUGCAUCAGGGCGACGAUUGAUGCUGUGAGGAAAGAAGCCCAGGAGCAUCCCGGAAAGAUCAGCUUUUACGUCACUGGCCGCAAGACUGAGAUUUUUCCAGAAUUCAAAAUUGAACAGCUUCCUGAAGAGAUCCAUGGCACUUCCAGCAGCGGGAUGCCGGAGUGUCUUAGCCGGUUAUCCACUGAACCCAAGAGGGGCAUUUUUUUAGAGAACAAUGGCGCACGGGUUUCUGAAGAGAUCAAUGAAGCUUCCACCAGUGAGACGGGUGAGAUUGAGGAGGACAGCGCGACCGCGCAGAUUUCCCAAGUGAACAAUGAAGCAUCCACCAGUGGGACGUGCGAGAUUGAGGGGGACAGCAAAGCUUAAUUCAUCGUCUUGCCGAGUAUUGAUGAAAUUCACAGGGUAAUCUGUCUCGCACUUACUCAAAUGUAAUAGUCCGUACUAGUUUCACUGUCCAUCAUCGACUACGGAGAACUUUCCAAACCUCCACGACCCUGUCGUGCACCUGUUUUUGCCAGCGUUACAUUUGUAUUCAAUAAUCUGCCCCGGACGGUGGACCACUGUGAUAUGUUUGAUGGACUUGUUUGCCAAA
Lolium perenne is the source of this 1006-nucleotide messenger RNA. Its product is annotated as disease resistance protein Pikm1-TS-like. Lineage: Eukaryota; Viridiplantae; Streptophyta; Magnoliopsida; Poales; Poaceae. The record is from RefSeq and is a predicted model, not a curated record.